Microthlaspi erraticum is the source of this 1140-nucleotide messenger RNA. The record is from the annotation of a GenBank genome assembly. NCBI's taxonomy places the organism in Eukaryota, Viridiplantae, Streptophyta, Magnoliopsida, Brassicales, Brassicaceae.
AUGGCUACAAGAUUGAUCACAUUAGCUCUCUUCACCCUUUCAGUGUUACUACUAAUUUCCUUGUCUGUCGGUGUCGUCGCUACUGCAACAGAGCAGCCGCAGCAGCGGAGUGAAGCGGAGGUGCGGCUGAUGUACGAGCGAUGGCUUGUGGGGAAUCGGAAGAAGAGCUAUAAUGUUCUUCUUGGAGAGGAGAAAGAGAAACGGUUCAAGAUCUUCAAAGACAACUUGAAGCUCAUCGAAGAACACAACUCGGUUCCGAACCAGAGUUACCAUCUCGGGUUGACCCAGUUUGCGGAUCUGACUGAUGAUGAGUUUCAAGAUAUGUACUUGAGGGGGAAGAAGAUGGAUAAGAUCAGCGGAUCAGAUAUAGGAGAUAGGUAUUUGUACAAGGAAGGAGAUGUUUUGCCUGAUGAAGUCGACUGGAGAGACAAAGGUGCUGUUGUUCCAGUCAAAACACAAGGAGACUGUGGAGCUUGUUGGGCGUUCUCGGCGGUUGGAGCGGUGGAAGGUGUAAACAAGAUAGCAACAGGAGAGUUGAUAUCUUUGUCGGAACAAGAACUCAUUGACUGCGACAGAGGUGUCGACAACUUUGGAUGUCUUGGAGGUCAAGCAGAGUUCGCUUUUGAGUUCAUUAUCAGAAACGGUGGCAUUUUGGGUGAUCAAGUUUACCCUUAUAGUGACAAUGACACUGCCGCGUGCAAGCGCAUUGAGAUGGUUACAGCUCGUUUUGUUACCAUUGAUGGUCAUGAGGGUGUUCCUCAAUAUGAUGAGAUGUCUUUGAAGAAAGCCGUUGCUCAUCAACCUAUUAGUGUUAUGGUUGAAGCUAAUAACAUGAAACUCUACAAAUCUGGAGUGUUUACAGGACCAUGUGAUAAUUGGUAUGGAAACCACAAUGUGCUAGUCGUUGGGUAUGGAUCGUCAUCAAGUGGUCAAGACUACUGGAUUGUUCGUAAUUCAUGGGGAUCAGAUUGGGGAGAAGAAGGAUACAUUAGGCUCGAACGUAACUUCCAUAACUCUACAGGGAACUGUGCGGUCGCAGUACGGCCUGUAUACCCAGUCAAGUCGAACGCGUCGUUUGCUUUGUUGUCUGCAAAUGUGUUUAAAUUGGUUUGCUUAUUGUUAGGCCUUGUUUUGAUAUAA